Guyanagaster necrorhizus is the source of this 1194-nucleotide messenger RNA. RefSeq lists its product as uncharacterized. The transcript has 5 exons. NCBI's taxonomy places the organism in Eukaryota, Fungi, Basidiomycota, Agaricomycetes, Agaricales, Physalacriaceae. Bases 197 to 799 code for a protein of 200 amino acids. The record is from RefSeq and is a predicted model, not a curated record.
UGCAGCCGCUUGGCGCUUUGAUCUUCAGUUCGAACUGUUUUUGCCAAAAAAUGGUGUCACCCCGGUGCGAAGAGAGAACAAAGGACGUCCCUUGUUUACUGUUCUCGUAUGGUACACAUAAAACCCUCGCGCCAGAGUCCACAAUGCCUUCCACCUUUUUCUCCUUCUCUUUCUUCCAGCCUGGUGCUUUUUCUCCAUGAUGUUCUCCUCCGUUCUUUUCGCUACUUCUUUCUUCCUCUCCUCCCUCAAUGCCUCUGCCCUCCUCGCGAAUGGCCAAGCUGCCCACGUCAACGAUACGUGCUCCACGACGUUGGCGCAAUGUGGGGACAACAGCCAGUGGACGACGUCCCCUUGUUCGGGCUCGGCGCAGUGUUUUGCGCUCCCGUCCGUGAGGGAGAACGGGACUUUCAUACAGUGCACGAGCGAGAUGGACGCCGUAUCCAUCAUCGAUGCCACGGGCACUACUGGGGGCAUCUUUGGCACUGACGCUGACACGUCCGAUUCCACGACCAGCAGUGCCAACUCCACGGAUACCACGUCUGGCACCGACAGCGGGAGCGGGAUCGUCACCGUGACCAUCACACUCACUCCCACCGCGACGGUGUUCGUGAGCACCGAGGUGCCCGUCACAACGACGCUGUCCCCUGACGAGGCCUCGAGUCUCCUGGCGAGCUUGACGGGCAUGGGUGCGUCUGUUGUUACAGAUGUUAGUGCCACUGACGCAGAGGUUGCAGAGUCCUCCUCUGCAGCUACGACGAUCUCUCUCGUUCCUGCCUUAGCUGCCACCUCAUCGUCAUAGAGACUUAUGGAUGUCACAGAUGUAUAGUAGUUGGUUUACUACGAGGGGUAUACUGUACUGUAUUAUAGGUUUAAUAGGAGAGGUAUUCAGACUGGACUAUACCCGGACCUCGCAUCCAAACCAACCAAUUAUUGCCGACUGGAAAACAACUCAGCGCAACGACAUGCAUGCCCCCCGAUAAGCAAGUGCACUAUCGAUGGAUCCGCGUAAACGUCCAGGAGGAACGUUCCACUUGAACACCACUCUUGCUCCUGCUCCGAUUUCUGGCGCGUUUACUCCUCCCCUCUGAGGAUCCAGAUGACGAGGCGCACUACCAAGCCCAAACAGUUCGUCCUGAUCCAUAGGGAAAAAAGCGUAAUGUCGGCCGCAAGAGUCGAUUCUAGAUGGGAGAGAAA